Vanessa atalanta (red admiral) is the source of this 1344-nucleotide messenger RNA. RefSeq lists its product as uncharacterized. The record is from RefSeq and is a predicted model, not a curated record. The coding region runs from base 101 to 778 and encodes 225 amino acids. Lineage: Eukaryota; Metazoa; Arthropoda; Insecta; Lepidoptera; Nymphalidae. Gene Ontology annotation, cellular component: nucleus; cytoplasm. Gene Ontology annotation, molecular function: protein binding. The transcript has 3 exons. Gene Ontology annotation, biological process: proteasome regulatory particle assembly.
UGAUUAAAUUGUCUUUGUCCAUCGUUAGAGAAGGAUUGAUACGCAAUAGGUCUUGCUAUUGUAUCUAUUUAAUUAAAGAAGGUUCAGUGAAAAAUUAAAAAUGGUCCGCCGCUAUGUUCCGGAGAUGGAGAAAGUAGAAAAACCUAAACAGAUGCAGAAAAUUGAUUUCUAUAAACCAUUUUCCGAAAUGACCAGUGAAGAACUUAAGCAAAAUUUUGAGGAAAUAGUUCUCAGCCAUGUCCGUUUCACUAAAACGAAGAAACAAAAACACCCAAAUCCAGUACGUUGCACCCAUAAGAUGGUGCCAUUGAACGAUAUACUCAAUCUUCACUCUUCCGAUCCAAUUUAUCAAUCGCUCUUGUUCGGCGACUAUGCCAUUGAUGGGGAUGAAAGCUAUGAAGAAAUUAAGACAUAUGCUCUGUAUGCUUUCGCUCAUAACGAUAAUCCCCCCAACCUUAAAGACAUUAGUAACGAUGUUUUUGCAACCAUUCACUGUGUUGCAGAAGGAUCUCCUGCUCAUGACGGGGGUCUCCGUGAGAAUGACAAGUUGAUACAGUUCGACUACAUCAACAUCAGCAACUACAGCAACAUUUUUCAGUUGCGCAAGAUUGUUAAGCAGUCCUAUCAAAAGGAUAUUAAAAUCCAAGUGCGACGUGGCAACGAGAAACUUUGGGCGGUAGUGGCUCCUCGUAACUGGGAGAAGCCGGGAUUGAUUGGCUGCCAGAUACUGAGUCACUGGGGAAGAGCUAAAGUCCCCCGCUGGCCCUUACCACAAUAAGUUCGCGGAUAGCGUGAACAGUGUAGCCAACUUAGGGAGGGUUUCCCCCUGAAUGUAGGUGAAAUUCAAAUGUUGGCAACACUAAAUUUAGUUGUUCGUAUUCGAUGUCUAUGUUAUGAUGUCCACUUGCUAGUAGGACGUCUGCUCGCUUAUCGUUUUUCGUUAAAAACAAUAUCUAUUGAACUAGUUUUUUUGUAUUUUACAUUUAUUUGCAUAUACUGAAUAUAUAGUACAUUCAUUCUUAUUACUAAGAAAAUUCUGGAUAUUAUCGUCUUAUUGAAAUUAUAGAUAUUGUGGUGCCAUAUACGAAUUCUUUAGACUGUAUGAAUUUAGGAUAUUACGUCAUGGGCGAAGCUAUUUAGGGCAGAUAUGGUCAUCCGAUUGGGUGCACUGAAGAUCUAAAAAAUGUAUUAAAUACAGAUUAAUAGCAAAUCUUUUGAUUAUAGAAAGAGUCUAGUUCUGCGUCAGUGUAGCAGUAACAAUCUUCUAUAUCGAGAUAAUCUGUCUAUUAGUUUAUAAAUAAUUCAUUCGGUGGUUUAGAAAUGAAAUUUCAAAUUACUAACAUU